UAGAAAGACACCUGGAAAGAAAUCACAACAAUGAAUAUUUAAAUUAUUUAAAUGAAAAAACCAAAUAUCAGGAAUUGUUAAUGGCAAAAAAACCUAAAAUUAAUAUAGAAACCUUUUUUCCAAAAAAGCAUAUAAGUAUAAAUAUAUCAUCUAAUGAUUUGAUGAGUUCUAUACUAGAACUUGUUACUGUAAAUGGCCGGCCUUUAUCAAUUAUUGAAGAUUCGGGAUUUCAAAGAAUUAUAAAUCCACUCCUAUCUGGGCUCAAUUUAGUUAUAAACAAAGAAAAUUUAUCCAGAACUAUUAAUAAAACAGCCCAAUCAAUUAGAGACAAAAUAUCGAGAGAGGUAGAAGGAAAAUUAAUAAGUUUAAAAGUUGAUGCAGUUCAACGACUAGAUAGGUCAAUUCUUGGUGUAAAUAUUCAAUUUAUAUCAAAGUCCAUUAUAAAUUUGAGGACUCUUGGAAUUGUAGAGCUGAAAGAGAGAUGUACAGGAGAAUAUAUAAAAGAGAAUAUAUUAAAAACUUUACUAAAAUUUAAAAUUAAUAUUCAACAAAUAUACACAAUUACUUCUGAUAAUGGUUGUAAUUUUUUAAGAGCUAUAAAGCUCCUGCAAUCUGAAACUGAUUAUGAUAUAAGGAGUGAAUCAGCAGAUGAGGAAAAUAUGGAUGUAAAUGUAUAUAAAUAUGAUAUUGAUGAUAUACAAAAUACUUUUUUAUCAACUAUUAUAUCCUAUCCGAUUUAUAGUGUACGGUGUGCAGCUCACACACUUCAGCUGGCACUUCAAGAUGCUAUAAAAUUAUCACCUAUUGUGGAAACCAUUGCAAAAGCUAGGAGCCUAAAUUUAAAAUUAAGACAUCCCACUUACCAAAAGUUAUUAAAAAAUAUGAAACUCCCUAAGCCUGUGUUAGAUUGCCACAGAUGGCAUUCAACCCAUGAUAUGUUAGAAAGGCUGAUUUUACUAAAACCCAAUAUCGAAGAUUUUUUUACAGAGCAAUCUGAUUAUUUAUUGACUGAAGAUUGGAAAGAGAUAAUAACGAUUGUUGAAAUUUUAAAACCGCUAAAAAUCGCAACCAAACAAUUCCAAUCUGAACAGUUAACACUGACAGAUUUUUAUGCAGCAUGGUUAAGAUGCUGCAUCGAACUGGAAAAAAAUCCAAACCAUUUUGCUCAAUUACUAUAGUCUUGUCUUAAAAACAGAGAAGAAAGGUUUAUAAAGAACGAAAUUCUCUUAGCUGCCAUAUACCUGGACCCAAGAUACAAGGUAUUACUUAGUGAUGAUGAUAAGAUUUGUGCGAAAAAACAUCUUGUCAAUUUAUGGAGACGAAUUAAAAGCUUAACAACGCCGAUUUUAUCUGAUGAUAUUAGUUCCGAUGAAGUUAUUGAACAAGAAGAUGAUUUAGAGAAAUUGAUACAACUUAAAGAAAGGCAGGAGAAAAUAUUUAAAAGAGGGCCAACGAUUGCUGAGAAAAGUAUUGGAACAAUAAUUACUGGAUUUAGCGAUUAUAAAAGAUUAGAUAAGAAGGAAAAUAUUUUGCAUUUUUGGGAGUCUGCUAAGCUGGAACACCCUGAAUUAUAUAUUUUAUCUAAAAUCUUAUUUGCUGUUCCUGCAACCC
This is a messenger RNA of Gordionus sp. m RMFG-2023, 1611 nucleotides long. RefSeq lists its product as uncharacterized. Gene Ontology annotation, cellular component: nucleus. The transcript is spliced from 2 exons. NCBI's taxonomy places the organism in Eukaryota, Metazoa, Nematomorpha, Gordioida, Chordodea, Parachordodidae. The record is from RefSeq and is a predicted model, not a curated record. The coding region runs from base 81 to 1178 and encodes 365 amino acids. Gene Ontology annotation, biological process: regulation of transcription by RNA polymerase II.